AUGCCACAUAUUUCUAGUCUUGCAACACGUGCUUCGAAGAUUACUGUGUUUGUAUAUAAUCAUACGGUGUUCUUGUCCUGGCUAAGACAAAAAGAUAAUUGGAAGGAGAUUGUUCGUCCAGGUCCAACUCGUUUUGCCACUGUCUUCCUCACAUUGAUGAGUAUCUUUGAGCGCAAAUCGGAAUUACAACAAUUGGUUGUUGAUACACACUUUACCGGACACAAAUUAGGAAGGAGUGCUAAUGGUAUGCUGAGGUCAGAAAAUGGAAUCAAAGAAAUGUUCAAGCAUAGGAAGAGUGCAUAUCAACCUUACACAGAGAUUAUCAACUCAAGAUGGGAUAAACAUUUGAAAAAAAAUCUUCACGCAGCAGCCUAUUUCUUGAAUCUUGAGUGCUUUUUUUCUGAAAAUUAUAGAGAAUCACCUGAUGUCAUGCGAGCUUUACUUGAUCUUGUUACAUUGCAUUGCAAGGUUAAUAAUUUAGAUUCAGUUGAGGCAAUGAAAGAAAUACACUUAUAUAGAGAUCGAAAGGAAAGCUUUGAUAGGCCUGAAGCUAUUCCAGCUGCAAAAAAACUUCAACCUGAUGAAUGGUGGAGGUUGUUUAGUAGUUCUGCUCCAUGUUUACAAAAAAUUGCAGUUCGCAUUCUUAGCCAAGCAUCUGCUUCUUCAGGGUGUGAAAGGAAUUGGAGUCUUUUUGAUCAAAUUCAUACAAUAAGAAGGAAUAGAUUGGAGCAUGAUAGGCUAAGUGAUAUUGUGUAUGUUAUAUAUAAUUUGCGUCUUAAAUCCAGGUAA
Molecule: messenger RNA, 789 nt
Organism: Arachis stenosperma
Lineage: Eukaryota; Viridiplantae; Streptophyta; Magnoliopsida; Fabales; Fabaceae
Exons: 3
Coding region: 1-789 (262 amino acids)
Molecular function (GO): protein dimerization activity
Source: RefSeq, a predicted model, not a curated record